AUGGGCAAGAGAGAAGUCUUCCACGUCCGCUCGCGCGGCUACGAGAACGACCCCGAAGUCGAGCGCUUCGAGCUCAGCGAAAUCGAUCAUGCCCUGCCCAAGAUCUACACCCUGCUGACCCUGGUCUACGAGCUCGACGCCGCAGCCGACAAGAGCAAGCUCGCCCAGAACCUCAAGGCCGGCCUCGAGAUCACCCUCAGCCAGUACCGCUCGCUCGCCGGCGAGCUCGAGACGGACCCGACCAAUGGCAGGGUCCGCAUCAUCCGGAAGAAGGGCAAGACGGUCGAGUACAUAGUCAACGACAUGUCCGACAACGACGACUUCCCCUCGUUCGAGUCGCUGGACCGGGAGGACUUCCCCGCCGGCAAGAUGGACGGCGACCUGCUGCUGCCCGUCGCCGUCACCCAGAAGCAGCCCUUCACCCCCUUGGGCGAGGACAAGGAAGACGAGACGCCCAUCCUCGUCGCCCAGGUCAACUACAUCCGUGGCGGCGUCAUCGUCGCCGUCGCCGUCCACCACUGCUGCUCCGACGGCCCCGGCACCGACGGCUUCCUCGCCCAAUGGGCCGCCAACACGCAGGCCGCCGCCACCUCGUCGGCGCUGCCCGCCUUCGACAGCAGCUGCCUGGACCGCACCCCGCUCAUGUCGCAGGCCAAGCCGUCGGACGAGUGGAUGGCGGCGACGCAGAAGAAGAUCCGGUCUCUGGACCACGUCAAGGAGCCGCCGGCGCCGCCGCCCGCCGACUUCAAGAUGCCGCCGCUGUCGCAGGUGAUGCUGCACUUCUCGACCUCGGGCCUGGCCGCCCUGAAGGAGGCGACCAAGCAGCCGGGCGACGGCAGCGACUGGGUCAGCACCUACGACUCCAUCAUGGCCGUGCUGUGGCGCGCCUUCACCCGCUCGAGGCUGGAAAUGUUCAAGCCGGACAUGUCGAGCGAGAGCCACCUGCUGCACGCCGUCGGCAUCCGCAAAGCCGUCACGCCCGCCCUGCCGCCCCACUACCUCGGCAACGCGCUCCUCCUCCCCAAGCCGGGCGUCCCCAUCUCGACCCUCAUCGCCACCGGCAGCGACGACAACAGCACCAACAACACCAACACGCUCCCCCUCAUCGCCGCCACCGUCCGCCAAUCCAUCAAAGACUACACGGCCCCGCAAAUGGUCGCCGACACGCUCGACUGGCUCGCCGGCACGCCGCACAAGUCGUGGAUCGCCAUCCGCGUCGACGGCUUCCUCGGCAUGGACGUCUGCGGCACCAGCUGGGGCUCCAUGACGGCCUACGCCCGCGCCGACUUCGGGUUCGGCCUCCCCCGCGCCCUGCGCCGGCCCCGUCCUACGGUUGAUGGUUAUAUCUUCAUGUAUCCGCGCCGCCCGAAGACGGGCCCCGGCGCGGAGGAGGAGGGGAUUGAAGUUUGUGUUUGUUUGGAGAGCUCGUGCAUGGAGAGGUUGUUGCGGGAUGAGGAGUUGGCGAGGUUUGCGAGGCCCAGGGGGUUGUGA
Diplodia corticola is the source of this 1491-nucleotide messenger RNA. Its product is annotated as trichothecene 3-o-acetyltransferase. The record is from RefSeq and is a predicted model, not a curated record. Lineage: Eukaryota; Fungi; Ascomycota; Dothideomycetes; Botryosphaeriales; Botryosphaeriaceae. Gene Ontology annotation, biological process: secondary metabolite biosynthetic process. The transcript is spliced from 4 exons. Bases 1 to 1491 code for a protein of 496 amino acids. Gene Ontology annotation, molecular function: acyltransferase activity, transferring groups other than amino-acyl groups.